Exophiala xenobiotica is the source of this 1600-nucleotide messenger RNA. RefSeq lists its product as uncharacterized. The transcript is spliced from 2 exons. Gene Ontology annotation, cellular component: intracellular membrane-bounded organelle. Gene Ontology annotation, biological process: protein transport; vesicle-mediated transport. Bases 36 to 611 code for a protein of 191 amino acids. Lineage: Eukaryota; Fungi; Ascomycota; Eurotiomycetes; Chaetothyriales; Herpotrichiellaceae. The record is from RefSeq and is a predicted model, not a curated record.
CUCGAUCACUGGGCUUGCUCCAAUUUCCUAACACGAUGAUCAAUGCUGUGUUGGUCUUCAAUAACAAUGGCCAGCCUAGAUUGACCAAGUUCUACUCUCAGCUGGAUACAGCGACACAGCAAUCCUUGCUCAGUCAGAUUUUCACCCUUGUGUCUGCUCGCCCGGCAUCCGCAUGCAACUUCCUUCCUCUGCCUCCCUUGUUGGCUCCUUCUAGCAGUACCACCUCGCCUGAUGCGCCUACACAAAUCACCUACCGACACUAUGCGACGCUCUAUUUCAUCUUGAUCUCGACAUCUACCGAGUCUCCUCUUGCCCUCCUCGAUUUCAUCCAGGUCUUCGUCGAAGCCCUCGACAGACUGUUCGAAAAUGUGUGCGAGCUGGACCUGAUAUUUGGGUUUGAAACGCUGCAUGCUGUUCUCAGCGAAAUGCUGGUGGGUGGCGUUGUAGUAGAAACAAGCCUCGACAAAAUCGUCGAAGGAGUCAAGCUCAACGAGGGCACCAAAGGCAAGCGGAGAGCUAUCAACUCUCGAGAUUCCGGAAGUUCACUUGGCAGAGGAAGCGGUUUCGCUGGCCUAGGUUGGCCUACAACCGGACCGGGAAGUUGGAGAUAACAGCCCAUGAACAGGAUCCGGUACGCUCGAAGGAUGAAUGUCUGAGGAACGCCUUCGCCUUCUACAUCUGAGUGCAGCCUGGCAAACAAGCUUGUCGGGCACCGUCUGCAACAACAUGUCUCUGUGCUUCCCGUCACACAGAUGGGGUUCUGGAGGCACGGCAAUAUUGGUUGAGCUUGUUUGUCACGCUCUCUGUGGGUAAGCAAGCAGCAAUUAGGUUGAGUUCGAACAGCCCAAAGGUACAAUUCCGACAAAUCGAAGGCCUAGACUAUCACCUGCGAGACUUGAUGGGAUGAACUUCGGGUCUUGGCCAAUACGUCCUUGAUCCGAACACAGACAAAGAGCAUCAUCACAGCAAGUCGGAGGCGGGAGACGUGAACGACAAGCACAACUGCCUUUGGAACACCAUAUCACGAACUUACAAACGGUGUUUGUAUGAGCCAGCGACCGCGGUAGCGCCUACGGAUGCAAUCAGCAAAGCUCUGUGUGAGCAGACCGCUAGCCAUCAUUCUCUCCUCCAAUACUUGGGGUUUACCAAAGUGUGACAUCCUUUUCGGCUCGAAUCGAAACAGGCCACGGGCCGUGCAGAUGUUGACGGUGCGGUAGGAAGCAACCCUGGCCAAGGCUGUUCUGUAAGGGCCAGUGUGAUAACGCACUUGAAAGCCAUGGUACUCCGUAUUGGGGCGAGUGCUCAGGGAAACAGAGUAGAUACAGUUCAUUGCCUGAGACUCUGGGGUCCAGUUCGUCGCACAAUGGUUGGCCAACCGACAAGAACCAGGGCUUCGGAUGGACAACAUUGAGCUUAUCCAGUGUGAUAUCGGUGGAAGGGGCUGGGUGGACAUGAGUGGCCUCGAUAUUCCCGGGCGCUUAAGAAUAGGCCCUGAAUGGGAGGAUAGUCUGCGACUUGGACGAAUCCAGUUAAGCUGGCCAACUAAAGGAUCUCGCCCGUCCAGGCACUGCAUAUUCUAGGGGUCCAUCUUGAACUUCAU